Molecule: messenger RNA, 1340 nt
Organism: Ruditapes philippinarum (Manila clam)
Lineage: Eukaryota; Metazoa; Mollusca; Bivalvia; Venerida; Veneridae
Exons: 9
Coding region: 198-1340 (380 amino acids)
Biological process (GO): regulation of apoptotic process; apoptotic process
Source: RefSeq, a predicted model, not a curated record
CUAAAAUAUGACAACAAAGUUUUUAAGGCAUGUGAUCAUGUCGAUUUAUUAACGCAAUUUUACAACAUAAUUUCAUCGACAAAUGAGAUGCUGAACGACGAAAAUUUUGACGACGAAAAUCAAAUCGCUUAAAUUUCGGCGUCUUUUAAACUUCUACGUAUUGAUGACAUCAUGCACAGAACUUUGCGCGGGUAAAAAUGGCGGAGGGAGCACCUAUAGCUGAGCAGCAAUCAUCAUUUGCAUUUAAAGUCACAAACUGUAUGAGAAGGAGGACACUAGGGGUGAUAGCAAAAGAUUUCGGACAGCUAAAAUAUAAAUGUGAACAGAAGUUCGGGCUGGAAAAUACUAUGUUUGUGUUGGAAGAGGAUAGCUGCGAAGUUGACGACGAAUAUUUAUCAGUUUUACCCCCAGACACAAAAUUGAUGUGUCUGGGGGAAGGAGAGACAUGGUCCAUCAAACGAAAGGAACCAGCUUCUGAACAGGGAGAGGAAAAUAUCAUGACACUGAUAGAAGAUUUGAGGAAGAAGAAACUGAAGGCAGAGAGACACCAGGCAUUUAAGCCAAAGGAGCGAACAGUGUCUGUGCAAGUUGGAUGGAGCAACUAUUCUUUCAAGGACCAGAGGUAUCAGUUGGUUAAGACAACAAGAGAUAAACCCAACUCUGGACCCAGAAUGAUAAAGCUAGACAGGAAGUUAACUAUGUCAUCAGUUGCAAACACAUUGAAGGAUUUGUUUUUCCCCCAAGGGAAGAGCCCUCUAGGAUCCCAGAGAAACUUCACAUUCAAUGUGGGUAACUUUCAAGGAGACAUCAUCAAUCGAACAGUAACUGUUGACGAGUAUGUUAGUACUCACACAAAACCAAGAUUGUAUCUACUAUCAAAAGCAGCUACACUUUUGUCUGCAUUAGAUUCUGACUCUGACUCUGAUUUUGAAUUGCCACCAAUUGUGUUCAAUACAAGGCAACACCAAGCAACAGCCACAGUGACAUCAGACUCCAUUGGUAAUCUGAAUGAUGUUGUUAUAAAUGUGGACCCAACUGUGACCCCACCUGGUACACCAACUGCACCCACUGAACAAACUGGAAGCACUGAUGUAUUCUUAAACUCAGGCACACCAACAAAUGUGACAACCAGGGCAGCAACUUUCCUUCGGGCAAAUGUGGUAUUCAACAGGCAGUCAUUCACCCCCAAGUGUACAAUAUGCAUGGAGAGAGAUCGGAAUGCAUUUCUGAUUCCAUGCGGCCACCAGUAUUGUAUGGUUUGCGCAACUCAUCUAGAAGGAACAGCUGCACCAUGUGCUUUCUGCAGAAGGGUGAUAUCUUCUGUGGGGAGGCUUAUGUAG